AUGACGAUGGAUGAACGUGCCGCUGUUGAGCGAGAAAUUAAACAAAAGUACGGCGCUGAGUGUAAAACCACGCAAAUACAAGGAUCACGUUCUACUCCAAUAACAACAACCACAAAAAAAAAAGACAAUGUUAAAAUGGAAAAAAUUAAACCAAGUAUAUUUCAGCAAUUUUUAGAAUGCGUCAAUAGUGACUCUUACCCCAGCGCAAUCACGUCAUUAGCAGAAGAGUUAAAAGAUUAUAAAGCAUUAGCAUUAAAAUACUCAUUAAAUGAAGAACUUGGGAAAAAACCAUUAUUGUUUUGGAAAUUAAACGAAACUGUCACAAAAGAAGUACCACGAGGAACAAUCAUUGAUCCUCCAUUGUUCUUAGUUUAUAAAGAUGAUCUACCAAACGUGAAUCAAGAAGAAUGGAAUGAAGCAACAAAGAAAUAUCCAGAAUUAUUACAAGAUAGUGAUAUUACAUAUGAAAAACAUUCAGCAUUAGCAGCAAUUAACAUAGUUGGUGAUCUGUAUAUGGAUAAUUCAUUAGUUACAAAAUUAGAAAAGUUAGCUUCGGAAUAUGGUGUAAAAGUUUUAUAUGGGCCGAAGUAUCAUUGUGAAUUAAAUCCUAUAGAGAGGUUUUUACUACCUCGCUGA
This is a messenger RNA of Didymodactylos carnosus, 636 nucleotides long. The record is from the annotation of a GenBank genome assembly. Lineage: Eukaryota; Metazoa; Rotifera; Eurotatoria; Philodinida; Philodinidae.